This is a messenger RNA of Mauremys reevesii (Reeves's turtle), 772 nucleotides long. RefSeq names its product ATP synthase membrane subunit k (gene ATP5MK). The record is from RefSeq and is a predicted model, not a curated record. Lineage: Eukaryota; Metazoa; Chordata; Testudines; Geoemydidae. The transcript has 4 exons. The coding region runs from base 494 to 673 and encodes 59 amino acids.
GUGACCCCUUGUCUAGGCCGCGAUUCCCAGCGCGGCUGCCCAGGCUCCCGCUGCCAGCGAACCGGGCGGGCUGAUGUCCCCUGACUGCGCAGCGGAGGGUCUCGCUCCGCUGACCGCCCCCCGGCCCGUGUCUGGCUCGCGCCAAAGCGGGGCUGGGCUGGGCAGGCCUGGGUCGGCGGGAACGGGGGCUGCCUGGGCAGGGCUCCAGCUCUGUGUAUGGGGGCGGCUGCCCGGUCCCUACCGCUCUCCCGGGGCCCCGCCUCGCUCUGUGGCUGGAGACCGAGCUCCAUUCGGAUCUGGCUGCUGGGCACAACAAACGGAUUCAAUGAAGCUGCCACAAGAGCAUUUGUAGGUGCCUGGAUUCACUUGGCCGCCCAGCCUCGUAGCUGUGCUGUCGCCUUUCCCGCAGAACAACCCGCGGCCCAGUGUUGAGCCACAGCGCGCUCAGCGUACUCAGAGAAGCAACGCUUGGAGCCCAGGAGGACCAGCAACCAUGGCAGGACAUGACUCUGGAACACAGCACAAGUUCACUGGUAUUCAGAAAUACUUCAAUUCCUACACCAUAACAGGCAGAAGGAAUUGUGUAGUAGCUACAUAUGCAAGCAUUGCCAUGGUCAUCUUAUAUUUCAAACUAAAGCCUAAAAAACAAACUGCAGCGGUGACAGAAAAAUAGUGGUUGCUGGUAUGCGUGUUAGUAUUGGAUCUCGUAUUGCAAUGGAAACAGGAGUUGAUGUACUAUUAUGUACAUUUCAAUAAAACAAACAAAACAUCA